Daucus carota subsp. sativus is the source of this 3486-nucleotide messenger RNA. Its product is annotated as ras-related protein RHN1. The transcript is spliced from 9 exons. Gene Ontology annotation, cellular component: Golgi apparatus; endosome. NCBI's taxonomy places the organism in Eukaryota, Viridiplantae, Streptophyta, Magnoliopsida, Apiales, Apiaceae. The record is from RefSeq and is a predicted model, not a curated record. Gene Ontology annotation, molecular function: GTP binding; GTPase activity. Bases 223 to 933 code for a protein of 236 amino acids.
ACUCAAUCCAUCAUCUAUCCGAUGAAUUCCAACUGCAAGUAUAUUUCCAAAUACUCGUAGUUUGGCCAGGCAAUAAGUUUGUGAAAAAGCAUAUUAAUACACCGACACUAAAACCAUCACGUCUGUUCUAAGCAGACAACUUAACUUUCCCCUUUCUUGUGGCUGACUACUACCCGCAUUUCCUUCUCUUUUGCUGCACAUCUCCAAACCUUGAUCACUUCCAUGGCAACUUCUGCUCGCAACAAUCUCAACGCUAAACUCGUUUUAUUAGGCGAUAUGGGAGCCGGUAAAUCUAGUCUCGUCUUGCGCUUCGUCAAAGGUCAAUUUCUCGAUUUUCAGGAAUCCACGAUCGGAGCGGCGUUCUUUUCGCAAACCCUUGCCGUUAGUGAUGCAACCGUCAAAUUCGAGAUCUGGGACACUGCUGGACAAGAAAGAUACCACAGCUUAGCUCCUAUGUACUAUCGAGGCGCUGCUGCUGCCAUUAUCGUUUACGACAUUGCCAGCAUUGACUCAUUUGCACGAGCUAAGACUUGGGUGCAGGAACUGCAAAAGCAAGGGAAUCCUAAUUUGGUAAUGGCACUUGCUGGGAACAAAGCGGAUUUGGAAGAGAAAAGAAAAGUGACUGCAGAUGAGGCUCGACUAUAUGCUGAGGAGAAUGGUCUUUUUUUUAUGGAGACCUCGGCCAAAACUGCUGCCAAUGUCAAUGAGAUAUUCUAUGAGAUAGCUAAAAGACUGCCAAGAGCACAACCAUCCCAGAACCCAGCAGGAAUGGUACUUGUAGACAGGCCGGCUGUAGGAUCUCAAGCUUCAGCUUGCUGUUCUAGUGAUGACAUAUCGCCAGGUGUAAUAUCACCCAAUUACUGUGAGAACGAAGCUUUAAGCUGUAAAGUUGGCUUUCAUGCUGACUUCCGAUGUGUUCUCAGUCAUGAGUAAAGCAGAAUGCAUGUUGUACUAUAGAACUGUGAUAAGAUAGAGGGAUGAAGGAUUAAAUUUAGAAUCUUGAUGUAUUUUUUAUGUGAUUUAAUAUGGUGAGGAGACUUUAAUUUACAGCAAUCUUAAAAAAUAAGCAGCAAGCAACUUCCUGGUUAUACAAGCAACUAUGUCCUUGUACUAGUGUCAGUAUCUGUAUGUUCAAUACUAGCUUAAACCCAGUUUACAACCUGUGUGAUAGUGCCAAAAACGUACUUACAUAUUAUCCUUCGUUCGCCUUUUAUAUAAUAGUAUAGAUUGUGUAUCAUGUUAAAAGGGAAACAAGAAAAACUUUAUUUUAGAUUUUUAGACAGCUUUAUAAUCAUAACUGAAAAAAGGUAAUAGAUAAUAUGUCAUUCAUCCGGCAGAAAGGGAUUCAUUGCAGUUAGUUUGCCACAUGAUAGUCCAAUCAUAGAUUCAAAUUUUGAUUUUUUUUAAUUUUUUUUGGUAUAGUCCUGUUUCAGUUGGUGCUAUUUUCAUCUUAAUAGCUCUUUUAGAAAUGGUUUUUUCCUUUAAACUUUAGUAGAAAGAAUGAUGAUGUUGAUAUCUGGGUUUUGAAUUUGUAAAGUGUACUGACUGUGAGGUAGGUGCUCCCAACUUUCUAAAUGUAGGAAAGAGAAAAGAAGAGGAGAAAUUUGCAAAAAUUCUUUUGUAAUCGUGCUGGUAAGGGAAGAGAAGCAUAGAGAAAUUUUUUAAAAAUUUUCUAUCAAAAAUUCUCUCCGGUUUUGGAAAGAUUGCAAUGGAUCCUCACACAUAACAUUAUCAAUAUUUCCAUAUAUAUCAUUUUUUUCAAAAUCUUCUCUUCUUCCAAAUUAUAAACUCGGGAGCACGUGAAAGAUCUCAGUUGAACUUUUAUAUCACUUCUCUUGUUUUACCUUCUUUUCUCUUCUAUUCUCUUCUCUCGAUAAAAACUCGGGAGCACAGUUAGGGUCUAAAAGGUGAUUAAUGAGUUUUUUCAUUUCUUUUUUUGUCAAUUGCUGCAAGGAAACUUGAAUGUUCAGUCAGAUAAUGGUCCAUGAUUUUCCUCAUUUAUAUCUUAAAGUUCAGCUUGUUCAUCAAAUCCAAGCUCUCUCUUGGUCUGGAACUGUCAUCAAAAUUCCAUUGUCCUGCCUUCUCUGAUCAAAGUUGUGCUUCCAUAUGGAAGCACAAAUGACCGAAUACAAAUUUAUUAGACCACAACUUUGAUCAGAGAAGGCAGGACAAUGGAAUUUUGAUGACAGUUCCAGACCAAGAGAGAGAGCUUGAAUUUGAUGAACAAGCAUGCUUUACUUCAUUCACAUUUUCACAAAUUUCCAUUAUAUAUCUUCUAAUUAAUUCUUAGUCCACUGAAAUUAAAUGAGAAACUGUGGACCAAGGUGGGAGUAAGUACUGUAAUUGAUUGAUACCAGAAUAAUUGAGUAUUAUGUAAUUUUGCAUGCCCCCCUCCCCCCCCCCCCCCCCCUCUCUCAAACUCCUCAUACGAUUAGAUGCAAAAAUGUUAAUUGUUAGUUUAGUGCAGCAGAAACCACCAAUCAGUGGAGGAACAAAUUAGUUUUAGUUGCCAAAGUCAAUUUGAGUUGAUCUGUGAACCUCUGAUUCCUGCUUUAGGAAUUUUUAGUUAAUUAGUACGCUUUUGGGUUUGAUAAAUGAACAUCUUCUUUUGAGUUCAUCCCGGCACACCUUACAACAAAUUUCUUGCAUUAAUCAUAAAUCUUUCCAAAAUCCAUUCCAUAUGUGCCACAUAGUGUUUGCUUAGGAGACUCAUCUAUUUAUAUAUUUUGAUCUUUAGAGAACUAAAUGAGCUCCUUGAGGCAAGAAAGUCGGUUCAUGUUUUUUCUUGGUUCUACAAGCAAAGUAAGAGACUUGUAUGGAGAAGCAAUUUUUGAUAAUGGCUAAACUCUUUAAUUUCUGAUCUUCAUUCGUGCCUCUCAAAGUUUGCCUUUUUCUGUCAAGUUAUCUCCCUACAUAUUUGUUUUUCAUCUCUCCCAUACCUUACAAUUUAUUAUUGUUGGUUGUCUUAUGUGCAUUUUAGGUUGCGGGAACUGAAACACUUGCACAAUAAGUGCGCUAUAAGUUUAGCUUAUUCAACUUAUGGAACAAUAAGUGCGCUAUAAGUUUAGCUUAGUCAACUUAUGGACACUAGAUUCUAGGCAAACAAUUAUAAGUGUCAUCAACUGAAAUUUCUUUAUGGUGGCACCUGUGCUUGUAGAGAUUUUUUCCAAUAAAAUGGGCUUAUCCGUCCACGAUAGUGAUGGUGACGGUAGGUUUGCAAUUAAUACAUACAGCGGAAGUUUCGGUUAAGUCUUGUGGCGGGCAGACUUGUAGAGCUCCCUCUGUCUCAAGCAAGAAACACAUAGCAAGUUAGCAUGAUUUCAAGUCAACUGUGGAGAGUACCCCGUGUCUCAAAUUAUGAGUUCAAUAGCAUAUUGAUUUGAAUUUGAAUGUGUUCUAUCAAUUUGUUCAAUAACUUGAUGCAUCUAUUAGUAGCUUGGUCCCCUUAUAUUAAAAUAAGAUCAUAAAAUCUCAAAUGAUCGACUA